AUGGGUGAUAUUGAGAAAGGCAAGAAGAUCUGAAUGAAGUGUGCCAGGUACCACAGUAUGAAAAAGGGAGGCAAGCACAAGAUGAGACCAAAUCACAGUCUGUUUGGGCAGAAAACUGGUCAGGCUGCUAGCUUUUCUUACAGAGAUGCCAACAAGAACAAAGAUAUCACCUGGGGAGAGGAUACACUAAUGGAGUAUUUGGAGAAUCCCAAAAGGUACACCCCUGGAACACAAAGAAUCUUUACUGGCAUCAAGAAGAAAGUAGAAAGGACAGACCUAAUAGCUUAUCUUUAA
Jaculus jaculus (lesser Egyptian jerboa) is the source of this 294-nucleotide messenger RNA. Its product is annotated as cytochrome c, somatic-like. Gene Ontology annotation, biological process: mitochondrial electron transport, ubiquinol to cytochrome c; mitochondrial electron transport, cytochrome c to oxygen. Lineage: Eukaryota; Metazoa; Chordata; Mammalia; Rodentia; Dipodidae. The record is from RefSeq and is a predicted model, not a curated record. Gene Ontology annotation, molecular function: heme binding; electron transfer activity. Gene Ontology annotation, cellular component: mitochondrial intermembrane space.